Messenger RNA from Papaver somniferum (opium poppy), 799 nucleotides. RefSeq names its product 60S ribosomal protein L8-1-like. The coding region runs from base 17 to 799 and encodes 260 amino acids. Gene Ontology annotation, cellular component: cytosolic large ribosomal subunit; ribosome. NCBI's taxonomy places the organism in Eukaryota, Viridiplantae, Streptophyta, Magnoliopsida, Ranunculales, Papaveraceae. The record is from RefSeq and is a predicted model, not a curated record. Gene Ontology annotation, biological process: cytoplasmic translation. Gene Ontology annotation, molecular function: structural constituent of ribosome; RNA binding. The transcript has a single exon.
CGCGAGAAAGAGAGAGAUGGGUAGAGUUAUCAGAGCUCAACGUAAGGGAGCUGGAUCUGUAUUCAAAUCCCAUACUCACCAUCGUAAGGGACCUGCAAGAUUCAGGAGUUUAGAUUUCGGUGAAAGAAAUGGUUACUUGAAAGGUGUAGUUACUGACAUCAUUCAUGAUCCAGGACGUGGUGCACCAUUAGCCAGAGUUACUUUCCGUCAUCCGUUUAGGUACAAGCAUCAAAAGGAGUUGUUUGUUGCAGCUGAGGGUAUGUAUACUGGUCAGUUUUUGUAUUGUGGGAAGAAAGCUAGUCUCAUGGUUGGUAAUGUUUUGCCAUUGCGAUCAAUUCCUGAAGGAGCUGUUGUUUGCAACGUUGAGCAUCAUGUCGGUGAUAGAGGUACUUUAGCCAGAGCUUCUGGUGAUUAUGCUAUUGUUAUCAGUCACAACCCUGAUAACGGAACCUCAAGAAUCAAGCUUCCUUCCGGUGCCAAGAAGAUUGUACCAAGUGGUUGUCGUGCUAUGAUUGGCCAGGUUGCUGGUGGAGGUAGGACUGAGAAGCCCUUGUUGAAGGCUGGAAACGCAUACCACAAGUUCAGAGUGAAGAGGAACAGCUGGCCUAAGGUUCGUGGUGUGGCUAUGAAUCCAGUUGACCAUCCCCAUGGAGGAGGUAACCAUCAGCAUAUUGGACAUCCCAGUACGGUUAGCCGUGAUAAACCUGCUGGACGAAAGGUUGGUCUUAUUGGUGCUAGGAGAACUGGUCGUCUCCGUGGACAAGCUGCUGCUAGUGCUGCUAAGACAGAUAGGGCCUAA